GGGAAAAAGAUUGAAAAUUUUUCUGAUGUCGAAGUGACUUUUUAAACAGAAAUUUGCCAUUUUCUUCCGUGAAAUCAACGAAAAUGGAAAUAUUUGUGAUGGUUCGUCGCGCGAAGCUCACCAUGUUUCUCGAUUGUACCGAGUCAACAACCGUGUCUGAGCUGAAGAAAAUGAUCGAGGGCAUUGCAAAGACGGCGCCAGAAGAUCAGAAAUUGUUCAAAGAUGAACAGGCUCUCGACGAUAAUAAAACGCUGGGUGAUUACGGCUUCACAAGUCAAACAGCCAGACCACAAAAUCCCGCUAUGAUUGGUUUGGCCUGCAAAGUGGAAGGCACAGAUGAAUGGGAGGCAUUAAACAUCACAAGUCUUUCAACACCUCCUGAUCCACCUGAUGUCAUGAUUCCGCAGGAAAGUAGUGCUACCGAUGCAAAAUGAGGACUUGAACUUAGACUGUAGGGUUUGCUAUGCAGCUGUUGAUGUUUUAACUAAAGUGUUUAUGAGUGAAAUGCUAGUGCUAUCAUAUCUAGCCAUCAUACUACACUCAUUUUGUCCAGGGAUUUAAUUGCAAAAUAGGCAUCCAGUCAUUAUCCUAAGAUCAAUGGCUCCAUGCAUUAAAUUUAGAAAGAGAUGAGAGACAGGUUGUAUAAACUUUUAAGCAUUCAGGGUUUAACUUAAAGUACACAAUUCUAUUUGGCUAGUACACCACAUUAAGGAAUAGACCUUUUGCAUUAUAGACUACCUUCAGCUGUGGUGAUUUGAUUGCAUUUCCAUGCAUAGAUCAAAAAGUUUUUUAUAAUGUAAAAGGUCUAUUGGUUUUUAUGGGCCAAGUUGGUUAAAAUUACCCUGGUCCUUAUUUUGCUUUCUAUAUUUUUUCUUCCUAUACUUUGCUUUUUGUCUUUAGUGCCAACACUUGGAAAAUUGUCAAACUAAGUAUUUUGCAGAGAUCACGCGUACAUGAUCUAUAGGAUUGAAGAAAUGCUAUUGGCUAGCUUAAGACGCGUGCUAAAAUGUGAUUGGGUGACAAAACGAGAGUUGACUGUUCAAACUCGUUAGAAUUAUGUGUGACGUCAUUCCGUGCAUCUGUCCUCUUAUAGAUCAUGGCUCUCGACCAAUGAAAUUGCUCAAAUUCUUAACGUUAUUUUAUAAAUCAUAACUACCAAUGCAGAGUUCAUUUCCAGAAAAACUAUACCAAAAAUAGUCUGAUUAUAUAUCCUUGUCAAAUUUGAAUGUAUUGAUUACUAGCGAAUUGUUAUCACAUAUUGUGAAAAAUGCUAACAAUUUCUAGUGAUGUACCGAUAUCUGUAUCGGUUUGUCGGUAUCGACAUACCCGCUCUAUAAUGGAAUAGGUAUCCAUGAAUAUUUUGCAAACAUACCGAUAUCAGUGGCAGUGCAUCUUAGGGAGCUUUCCAUUAAGCGGCCAAAGUGGUCAGACCGGUCAUAUUUUAAAUUGAAAUAGAGUAUUUCGUCAAGAAUAUAACGAUAAAACUAUGUUUCCCGCGCUAGGCAGAUAUAAAUAACGAUAUACUUGAAUGCAGAGUUCCAGUUGGCAGAGUUCUUGAAACACUCUAAUAUACCAAAAUUCUUGUCUGUACCAAAAUACAACAGGAUCGGUCUGGCCGUAAUUCUGACCGUAAAGUGUUAAAAUCAAAUAUAGGUUUGAAAACGAUGUAUGUGUUGUUUUAAAACAUUUCGUAGCAAAUAACUUUAUAUUAGUAGACGAAAAAAUUGAGUUUAAUUCAGUUGCUAUGAUGUCUUUGUUGAAUGUUUUGAAAUCGUAUAGAAUAUUGAAUUGGUAUCGGCCCGCAAAUAUUAUGUUAUCAGAAAAAUCGGUGAAUUUUAAUUUCGGUGCAUCACUACAAUUUCCUCGCGAUAUUUCAAAGUAUGGGAAUUUUGCAAGGAUAUAUUUUCCGCAUUUUACAACUUACAGUUGUCAAUUUCGAAUUUUUACUCAUUUUAGUAUGCUUAUUCCAGUUGUGGUGGUUGAUUUGUGUCACCUAUCAUACAUUGUCACAAGUUAAGGCUAGUUUCCACUCAGAUUAAUUCUCCUUUGGAUCGGACAGGACAGGAAAGAUUCCUUUGUAUAAACGCCGU
Dendronephthya gigantea is the source of this 2090-nucleotide messenger RNA. Its product is annotated as elongin-B-like. Gene Ontology annotation, cellular component: VCB complex; elongin complex. The coding region runs from base 84 to 434 and encodes 116 amino acids. Gene Ontology annotation, biological process: transcription elongation by RNA polymerase II. The record is from RefSeq and is a predicted model, not a curated record. Gene Ontology annotation, molecular function: protein binding. NCBI's taxonomy places the organism in Eukaryota, Metazoa, Cnidaria, Anthozoa, Malacalcyonacea, Nephtheidae. The transcript has 3 exons.